AAUAUUAAACAGACGAGCGCCAUUCGUCACUGCGCGUUUUUGAAGCGGUCUGACUAAUACAUUUAUUUGUUUUAUCGAUUUUAAGCGUCGGAAGGAAGCCGUCGCCUCCCCGUCGCUUCGCUAUAAAGGCGCGCGCGCGCGAGUCAGUCCCGUCGCGCAGGACGCAGUGAACAACUGUUUGUUGCGUGCGGAGGAAACGCGGCUUAGAUCCACAUUUACUCUUUAAAGAGCUCCGGGGAAAGAAUAAGAGGAGAGUUACUGGGUGCAACAUGAAAUUUCUUUUACCGGCUGCGGUGGCUUUUCUUGUUUUGUGCCAAGUUUUCGGAGAAGAGUUGGGUCCAAAAGAAGACCUUGAUUACUGGACGGGCAGCAAUCAGGUUCAGGAUGAGUGGCUGCAGGCGGAUCUCAGAGAGAUACUAAGACGCAUGACGAGGAAACCCCGACCUCAUCAGUUCAUCGGUCUGAUGGGGAAACGGUCCUCCGCAAACGCACAGAUCACACGAAAAGUAAGGCAUAAAAUCAAUUCUUUUGUUGGGCUGAUGGGUAAAAGAAGCCAAGAGGAGCCAGACUCGUACGAAUGGGGAACAGUACAGAUCUACGACAAGAGGCGUUAACGGAUAAAAGCGUGGUCACAUCCGCUUCCUAAAGGAUCAUUUCAUUCUGUGAUGUUCAUCGAUUCUGACUUUUGUUUCUUUUUUUCCAAUUCAGGCCAGAAAUAAAAAUGAUUUGGCGUUGUGGUAUUAUGGCCGACUCGCACCUGUGGCAGUUCUUUUUAAAAAGGAUCAAACGUGUUUUCUGUCACGACAUCUCUCCCGGUGUUGUGGAGCAUUAAAGCGAAGCGGUGUCCUUUCUAAGAUACUCAGAGAUUUGUGCUCGAUACAUAGUGCCUCAUAGUGUUUUCACCGUGACUGAUGAUGUUGUUUUAAUAGCGCCGGGCCGGGUGUGAUGUCAUGUCCUGUCACCGCUACGAGCAAAGGUUUUGCUACCUUGAUAUCUGUGUGAUUGUAGCUUGAUAUUAAAAAUAUUUUCUUUA
Molecule: messenger RNA, 1033 nt
Organism: Puntigrus tetrazona (Sumatra barb)
Lineage: Eukaryota; Metazoa; Chordata; Actinopteri; Cypriniformes; Cyprinidae
Product: protachykinin-like
Biological process (GO): tachykinin receptor signaling pathway
Source: RefSeq, a predicted model, not a curated record